AAAGAAGAACAGUCCUUCAUCCCAUACAGAUUAGCUACAUUAUAUAUUACCAAGAUUGUAAAAGACAUGCACCAGAUGAAAAUUGGGUAUGUGAAGGUAAUCAAAGAGCUGGAGCGUAUAGGAAAAGAAAACCAGGAGCAAGCCAUAACGGCACUGAAAAAUCAAUACACCAACAAAAUGAAGAUCCUGAGAGUCCAUCUAGAAGCCUAUCAGAAGCUGAUAGACAGGAAAAACCAAGACUGGCAAGUCACAAUGAAGAGACUGGAGGAAGAAAACAAUAAACUGAGCCAAGAAAAUGAAGAGCUUGUAACACAAAUAAGAUUGCAAAAGGAGGAAUGGGAUAAUGAAAAGGCUUGUCUACUUAAAAGUACCUCUCAGAAGUUAGACUGUCUUUAUACCCAGCAUACCUUAACUAUAGAAGAGCUUCAGAAGAGUAGGCUGAAUCUAGAAAAAGUACAGAAAAUUCUAAACUUUCAGAUGGACUUACCCUGUGACCAACAAAAAGCAUUAAUUAUAUCAGAUGAGGUAACACAAAAUAGAGCCACAGGUGUAGAUACAGGCAACAUGAAGUCUAAUCUCACAGCACAGAAGUCAGGGACUACAGAACCUGAUGAGAUUGCUAAAUCUUUUGUGGUAGAAAUGAAUGGGGGACAUGAUUGCUCGCCACAAAAGAAACUUUUAUUGGAAGUGAAAAUAACUUUGGAAACGGUUGAAGAGUCUUUACAGAAACGUUAUAAAGAUAUCAGUGAGUUUCUACAAAGUGCACAUUGGUGUAACUCUCAAAUUGCAAAUGCAGCAUUGUUGACAAAAUCAGUGGACAGAGUAGGAUUGUUGAUUGAACAGAAAGAAGCUAUAAAGAACUAA
Messenger RNA from Euleptes europaea (tarantolino), 864 nucleotides. RefSeq lists its product as uncharacterized. Lineage: Eukaryota; Metazoa; Chordata; Lepidosauria; Squamata; Sphaerodactylidae. The transcript has 9 exons. Bases 67 to 864 code for a protein of 265 amino acids. The record is from RefSeq and is a predicted model, not a curated record.